Molecule: messenger RNA, 1056 nt
Organism: Amoebophrya sp. A25
Lineage: Eukaryota; Dinophyceae; Syndiniales; Amoebophryaceae
Source: the annotation of a GenBank genome assembly
GGAUGCCAUUCAACAUCGCGACGAAACAAGGGAAAUACACAUAUGAUCUGAUGUUCGUUUGUGAUGUUCGUUGUUUGAAAGAUAAUGAGCUACUGCUACAUCAAGUAUAAUGAACUUGUUCGUUGGGAAUAAUAAAGAACCUUCAACCUACUUGAACCUUGAACCUUGAAGAAUUACAUCAUGAUUCUGAAGAUUCACUAAGACAUUAACAUUUAUUUUUAUGAUUAAUAGAAAUAAUCUAAAACUAAAUCUAAUAAAGACUUUCUCGUUCUCACUUAUAUUAAUCCACCAUCUCUAAUCUGUUUCCGAGCACUUCGACAAAGUGACUGGCGAUUUCCUCCUGCACGACGAUGCCCCACUUCCACCAGUACAACCCGGCCAACCAGAACCAGAAAAGCCGCCACCGACUAUCAUCUCCACGCGAAUCCUCCAACCUAGGGACAUCGCCGGAAAAAACCUCAGGAAUGCCGCACUGUCGAAGGAUGUGCUGUCUAGGAUGCAGCCAGCCACUGAGAAGAUGAUCCUGGCUUUUGCGGAUUUAAUCAAUAUUUAUAUUAAGGCUAGAAGAAGUCUCCCAUUUUCGGAAGCAUCUGGAAGCUGUCCCAUGAUUGGGGGAGAGAAGCAUCAAGAUGCAUUGCAAUCUCCCAUUUUCACAAGCAUCUUCCUUGUGCUUCCCGUAUAUACAUUCAAAGGGAACAAGAUGAAAAGGGACGGAAGAUGCCGCUCAAGAUGGAAUUCUUCUAGCUUUAAGAAUAAUUGCCUCUCCUUAGACCCAGCAGGACGAAUCUCACCCGAAAUUGCGCUCUGUUUAGAGGAUCAAUUCUCACUCACAAAUAAACAAAGUUGUGAUCUACUUGUUGUGCUCAUGAUAUGCUUAUGUUACUUUUUUUGUCAACACAAAAACCCCAAAUACAACAAUAGUAGAGCUACUUUUGUUUUCCAUAUGCGUGGAGAUGAAAAUGCUGAUGAUUUUGGAAGGACUUUCUUUCAUUUUGGAAAGUCGAACAAACAUUUACUGAAAAGCUUCAUCUGAGACGGCAUGUAGAAAGCGAAGCG